Fulvia fulva is the source of this 1143-nucleotide messenger RNA. RefSeq lists its product as uncharacterized. Lineage: Eukaryota; Fungi; Ascomycota; Dothideomycetes; Mycosphaerellales; Mycosphaerellaceae. The transcript has 2 exons. The record is from RefSeq and is a predicted model, not a curated record. Bases 1 to 1143 code for a protein of 380 amino acids.
AUGAAGUCGAAAACGGCGCUAGCGGAGACCAACACUCCACGCUUCAACCCUCCGACUCCAAAGUACAAAAUUACAAUCACCCUUCACCACAAGUCAGAGACAUUUGAUAUCGCACACCACGACUGCUGGGACAAGAUGGACGACCUCGUGACAACGAUGGCUAAUCUUCGACUGGAGCACAGCAUACCGACGAGCUUCCGUAUCUUAGAUCUCCCCCGUGAGCUUCGCGACAUGGUGUACGAGCUCUGCCUUUCGCGCGGGAAGGUGUUCCUUCCUCUAAACCGCUACAACCCUUCCGAUAUGCGACAUCUCGACUAUCAAGACACCCCGAAGCCAGAGUGGCAGCUGCUCUCAGUCAAUCGACAGAUGCGCCAAGAGGCUGCCAAAACGCUCUUCGCCCACAAUCAGAUUGUUCUUGCGCCCGACACCAACCAACUCCUCCUCGACAACGGCGGAGGCCCUCCCGAGGAGCACAGCAUCAAGAUUCGCGAUCUGGCUAAGCACUACCUCGCGAGUAUCAGUGUCGCCUGGGCCAUGGAGAACUACCUCGACAAGUCAGUUCCAAUGAGUCGGUAUUUGUGGCACGACCGCGUUCCCACCCACUCGGCGGACGAGCGCAUUCUUGCAACCCAUAACGACAGCAAGACAUACACCGGGGGCUGGCGUCGAGAGUUCGCAAUGACACUGACGUCCAAUGUGCGGUACAUUCAACUCGACGUUACCGACUGCUAUUGCAUUCUCGGCUGCUGCCGAAUGAUCGAGCAGAUGAGCAAUACUGUGGAUCACACAAAGUCUGCUUUUGGCGCGGACCUUGUGUAUCCAGACACGCUGGAAGUGAUCGAGGUCACUGGCACCAAGACCCAGGCGGAGCGUCGUUCCAUCGCAGAAGCCCUUGCUCGUGGCUUGUGGAAGCAGGCCCCGGCGGGUGGGCCUUAUAAAAAGUUGACACUGCGGUUCAGAAAGUUUGUACUUUCUGAGGAUUCUGAGGUGCGAGCGGUGAUGGAGUAUGGCCUGGAGGAGAUGGAAGACCAGGAUGUGGAUAUGAAGAUCGAGGCUGAGAAUCUGGAGCGCGACAUUGCAGAGCUGGAACGUUAUGCGCCAGACCUUUCACAACAACAUGCAGAAGACUCUAGCGAUGACUGA